Messenger RNA from Chara braunii, 675 nucleotides. The record is from the annotation of a GenBank genome assembly. NCBI's taxonomy places the organism in Eukaryota, Viridiplantae, Streptophyta, Charophyceae, Charales, Characeae.
AGGGAGGACCUUGCUGAGGAAUUCAGAACGUAUUGCAGGGAAAGUGUGUGCUACAUUCCUUGAAGUGCGGAGAGGAUGAGACAAGGCGGGGCCAAAGAUGAUUUCAGGGGUGAGGAACGGUAGUACAGAAGCACGUGAUGAUAAUGACAAUGAUGAUGAUGAUGAUGAUGAUGAUGAUGAUGAUGAUGAUGCGGAUGAUGCGGAUGAUGAUGAAGAUGAGAUGCUGCUGCUGCUGCUGAUGAUGAUGAUGAUGCUGAUGCUGAUUAUGGUAAUGGUGCCACUGCUGCUGAUGGUGGUGGUGAUGGGGUCGCUGCUGCUGCUGCUGCUGGGGAUGGUGAUGCUGGUGGUAGUGCUGGUCCUGCUGGUGGCACCACCACCAGGUGGGGGCAGUGCUGGCAGGGGUGGCAUGGGCUGUGGUGUGGGGGGUGGCAUCGAGGGUGAUAUCAGGUGCUGCUGGGGGGGGUGGCAACCGGCACGACAGGACGGUGUUAUCUGUGGAGUGGCAGUGGCAGUGGCUGUGGCGAUGGGGUUGGUAGUGAGGAGGAGGAUAACAAUUGACAAAGAGAUGAAAAUCCCGGUGGACAAUGGCUAAGGAGUUCCACCUGCUCAUGCCAAAUCUGCAAGCACAGAGCUGGGAAUAGUGGCCUCCCAAGUAUGGGCCUCCCAUAGACACUC